AUGAAUAACAGCAUUGUAACUGAAUUCAUGAUCCUAGGCCUCACUCAAAAACCUGAACUCCAGGGAGUUCUCUUCAUUAUCUUUCUCUUCAUCUACUUCGUGGCUUUCCUUGGCAAUAUGCUUAUUGUCAUUGCCAUAGUCUAUAACACUAGCUUGCAUACCCCCAUGUAUGUUCUCCUUCUGGCCCUUGCUAUCGUGGACAUCAUCUGCACAACAAGCAUAAUCCCAAAAAUACUUGCGACCAUGCUAACAUCAAGAAAGACCAUCUCAUAUGGAGGCUGCAUGUCCCAACUCUUCUUCUUCACAUGGUCCCUGGGUGCUGAGAUGGUUCUCUUCACCACUAUGGCCUAUGACCGCUAUGUGGCCAUCUGUUUCCCUCUACGCUACAGUGCUAUUAUGAACCACUAUAUGUGUGUGGCCUUGCUCAGUGUUGUCAUGGCUAUUGCAGUAACCAACUCGUGGGUACACACAGGUCUCAUCCUAAGGCUGACCUUCUGUGGAUCAAACACCAUUGACCACUUCUUCUGCGAGAUACCCCCGCUGCUAGCUUUGUCCUGCAGCCCAGUGAGAAUCAACGAAGUGAUGGUGUAUGUUGCUGAUAUUACUCUGGCUAUAGGUGACUUCACCCUCACCUGCAUCUCCUACUGUUUUAUCAUUGCUGCCAUUCUUCGCAUCCGCACUACAGAAGGGAAGAGAAAGGCCUUCUCAACAUGCUCAUCUCAUCUUAUAGUGGUGUCUCUUUAUUAUUCUCCUGUAAUCUACACCUAUAUACGGCCAGCUUCCAGCUACACAUUUGAAAGGGACAAAAUGGUAGCUGCACUCUAUACUCUUGUGACCCCUACAUUAAACCCAAUUGUGUACAGUUUCCGAAAUAAGGACAUGCAGGCAGGGAUUAGGAAAGUAUUUGCAUGCCUGAAACAUUAG
Messenger RNA from Capra hircus (goat), 924 nucleotides. RefSeq names its product olfactory receptor 13G1. The transcript has a single exon. Gene Ontology annotation, molecular function: G protein-coupled receptor activity; olfactory receptor activity. NCBI's taxonomy places the organism in Eukaryota, Metazoa, Chordata, Mammalia, Artiodactyla, Bovidae. Gene Ontology annotation, biological process: G protein-coupled receptor signaling pathway. The coding region runs from base 1 to 924 and encodes 307 amino acids. Gene Ontology annotation, cellular component: membrane. The record is from RefSeq and is a predicted model, not a curated record.